Meloidogyne enterolobii is the source of this 1420-nucleotide messenger RNA. NCBI's taxonomy places the organism in Eukaryota, Metazoa, Nematoda, Chromadorea, Rhabditida, Meloidogynidae. The record is from the annotation of a GenBank genome assembly.
UGUAUUAACAUAGUAAAAUGAUUCAUUUAAACCGUCUAAAAAAAUUAACAUCAAAAUCUGUCCACUAACACUUUCGUGAGGAAAGGAACCCCUUUUGCGCAAGGAACAACCCCUUAUCAAUCUAGUUUGCAAACAACCUCUUAACAAACCCCUUUAUCAACCUAUGUAGACUCUUUUCAUGAAAAAAUUUUUGUUUAAUUCCCCACACUACAUAUUAGUCUUUGGACAAAAAGAAGAAAAAGACAAUACUAUGACUAAUUUUUAUUUUAUUUUUUAUUAAGAAAUGUUCAACUUUCUAAUAAUAUUAAUAUUUUGUUUAAUAAUUAAUACACAUUCAUGGUAUUGGACUAAAGAUGUAAAAUAUCCAUCCCCUAGAGGAUAUACCUAUUCGGAAUGUGCUGUUUCAAAACCAACCUAUGUUUGUGAUCCCGAUAAAAUGUUAACUGAUCAACAGAGAGAGGAAAUUGUUCGAUUAGUUGAAGAUUUUAAGGAGAAAACUAAAAGGCCAAGUUCAAUGUUUCCGUGUGCGAGGGAAGGACUUAGACUUAUCGUGGCAUUAGCAACAUCUGGAAUUGCUAUAGGUGAUGAUCUCUCUACAAAUGUGUGCAAAAAUGGUGGAUGGACGCCAUCUGAUACAACAAAAUGCGAGUCAGACGUACUGGGUAUUGAACUAAAUAAAGAUGGGUUUCAUCAUUGCACUUCGAUACGGUGGUUAAUAAACCUUAAUGAAGAAGAAUAUGAAAAGCUCGGCAAAGCAGAGGUGAAAAUUAAGGGUAUUUUGGGAAUAUCUACCAAAUGUCCACAAAUUUUGUCUGCAACUUUUCUCUUUUCAUUCUCUUUUUUUCUCUCAUACAGAGUAAAAAUGGCCAAUUUAAUUAAGCAUUGGACCAUUUUUAAACUUUAUGAGUAUAAUAAAAGGAAUGAAAAGGAGAUGAGAAAACGUGGGGACAAACAUUUUGAUAAAAUCAUCAAUAGAAACUAUUUUGAUGCACUAAAAAGUCAUAUUAACAACUUGCGUAUCCUUUACAACCAACGUUUCGCAAGUUUUGAUAACAUAACACAUGUGCAUCAUUCAUUAACGGAACUACGGCAUUCCUUGCAAGAUAAUCAAAAAAUAGUAGCAGAAAUGAGACAAUUAUUAUCACAAGGCCAAAUGUUUGCUGGGAAGAAUAUGACUAUACCCUCAGGAUUUAUUACUAUAUUGUCUAAUAAUUUAUUAGGAAUAAUAUCAAUCAUCAUUUCCUUAAUUAUUGGCUUGGUGCUUUUAUAUUUGAUUUAUCGAAUUAGCCAAUUUGAAAAUUAUCUCAGUCAGAGGAAUGCUUCAAAAACUGAGACACAGUUAAUGACACCAAUGCAACCUGUUGAAAUUGUUGAAAAUGGGAGGGAUAGAGAGGAAGCUAGAAAUUUAUUAAACCUUUGA